This is a messenger RNA of Macaca mulatta (Rhesus monkey), 738 nucleotides long. It is a transcript of the gene IQCF1, whose product is annotated as IQ motif containing F1. Gene Ontology annotation, biological process: positive regulation of acrosome reaction. Gene Ontology annotation, cellular component: acrosomal vesicle. Gene Ontology annotation, molecular function: calmodulin binding. NCBI's taxonomy places the organism in Eukaryota, Metazoa, Chordata, Mammalia, Primates, Cercopithecidae. The record is from RefSeq and is a predicted model, not a curated record.
UGACAUCACAGGCCUUUUUUCCUCCACCCUUCCUGCCUAUGCCAUGGCUGGAUGAACACAGAUGUGAGGGGAUUUGAACCAUCUACAACCAAUCCAUAUGUGACCAAUGGAGGAGAAGCAGCCCAUAAAGACAGAGGAGCCCUCAAAAGAAGAUGAGCCUCAGCAGAAGGAGACACUGACCCAUUUGUCCUUAGAAGCAGAGUCGAAGGCAGAGGCUAAAACUCCAGUUCUGGUUGAGACACAGAGAGUGGACAAUGCCAAUGAGAAAUUAGAAAAACCCCCAGAAAACCAAAAGAAGCUCUCUGACAAAGAUAUGGUAGCCACCAAGAUCCAGGCCUGGUGGCGGGGCACCCUGGUGCGUCGGGCACUGUUGCACGCGGCCCUCAGCGCCUGCAUCAUUCAGUGCUGGUGGCGGCUGAUACUGUCCAAGAUUCUGGAGAAGAGGCGGCGGGCGGCGCUGGAGGCCUUCUCCCGGGAGGAGUGGGCAGCAGUCACACUGCAGUCCCAGGCCCGCAUGUGGCGCAUCCGCAGGCGCUAUUGCCAGGUGCUCAAUGCUGUUCGCAUCAUCCAGGCCUACUGGAGGUGCCGCUCCUGUGCUUCCCGAGGGUUCAUCAAGGGCCAGUACAGAGUCACAGCCAACCAGCUGCAUCUCCAGCUGGAGAUCUUGCUGGGCUCAGGGCCUUGCAUUGUCACAGAGUGUAUUCCCCUCUCAAUAAAGGAAUGAACUGGUCUUUUCCA